UCAGUAUAUUUAAAUGACAUCAAAAACAGUGGCAGUUCCUUGAAACUAGGUGGUGAUGCCAGAUGCAGUUCCCCAGGACACACUGCAAAAUACGGAUCCUACACACUCAUGGAUGUAGAAACUGCCAAAGUGGUGGAUAUUCAGCUUGUCCAGUCAAAUGAAGUGAAAAAUUCAUAUGCAAUGGAACUGGAAGGACUGAAGCGCUGCUUCCAAUUCUUAAAAGAUAAGGACAUACCAAUAUCUGAUUUGGUGACUGACAGACACUGCCAAGUCAAAAAGCUGAUGAAAAGUGACCAUCCAGACAUAAACCAUUGGUUUGAUGUUUGGCAUGUUGCAAAGGGUGUCUACAAGAAACUAGAAGCUCUUGGAAAGUCCAAGAAGUACAAAAUGGCUGGAGAAUGGGCCAGAUCCAUAAGCAACCAUGCUUAUUGGUGUGCUGCUAGCAGUGGAGGGAAUGCAGAACUUGACAAAAAAAAAAGUAUCCUGAACCAUGUCACUAAUAUUCACGAGGGGCAUGGAGAUCUUUUCCAUUCAUGUGAGCAUGGGGACAUCUCAAGAAAGUGGAUCAAGCCAGGAAGCAAAGUAUUCCGGGAAAUGGAAAAGAUUUUAUGUGGGAAACUCUUGUUGAAAGAUGUUGGAAAGUUGUCCCCAGCACAUCAGACAUCAUGCUUGGAAUCCUUCCACAAUGUGGUGAACUUUUUUGCAACAAAGGCCAGCCAUUUCUUUUACAUUCAGAUGAAAGCAAGACUUUGCCUGGCAGCUCUUCAUUUCAACUCAAAUAGUUGUAGACCACAAGCAACUCUGGAGGAUGGGACUGCCAGAUACAGAAUUGCUUUCCCAAAAGGAAGAAAAGGGGAUGCAGUCCCAAAGGAGAUUAAAGUCAAACAGAACUUCAAUUACAUCAAAGAGUUGAUGGAGGAGGUUGUAGUCAGAAGGCUACAAUUCACAACCAUCCAACAGGCUGAAGCAGCUCUUUUUGAGGAAAUGGAUGCUCCCCCUCCUUCCAUUAGAUGUUAUCAUCCAUAA
Molecule: messenger RNA, 1026 nt
Organism: Ylistrum balloti
Lineage: Eukaryota; Metazoa; Mollusca; Bivalvia; Pectinida; Pectinidae
Exons: 7
Coding region: 109-1026 (305 amino acids)
Source: RefSeq, a predicted model, not a curated record